UACCUGGCGCUCAGCUACGUGUGGGGCGGGGACCAAACUCACAAAACCACAACGUCGAACAUAUCCACGUACGAGCAAGGUAUCGCCCCUGCUCUCCUGCCGGCCACAAUCCGCGACGCGAUAUACGUGACGCACAUGCUCGGCUUCCGGUGGCUCUGGGUCGACAGUCUGUGUAUCAUCCAAGACUCGGACGACGACAAGCGGCAUGAGAUCGGGCGCAUGCACCACAUCUACCGCUAUGCGCAUCUGACGAUUAUCGCCGCCAGCGCGGAACACGUCAGUGAGGGCUUUCUUCAAGAGCGACCUCCCCCGCCGGGAAUGGACUUCGGCAAUUACAAGACGGUACGCCUCACCCCAGCAUACUCGUCACAAUCGAGGUGGCCGUCCACUGCAGAUCUCGGCCGCAUGGGCACGCGCGCCUGGUGCAUGCAAGAGUACCUCAUGUCUCCGCGCUCCCUCAUAUUCCACCCCCAAUCGCUCUACUUCAGGUGUCUCACCGCUACACAGAGCGUUGGCGACUCGUUCUGCUCCACGUACGAGGAACGGCGGAUACCCAUUACGCUCUUCCUAGACCCGCUCGUAGCGGCGCCGGGUUCCAUGGAGUGGAUAGAGGUGUACAGAGCCUGGAUGGCGAUCGUGGAGGACUACAGCGGCCGCGCGGCCAGCGUCGAGUCGGACAAGCUUAUCGCGUGUGCUGCGGUCGCGGAGCAAUUCUACGCUGUCCUGGGCUCCGAGUACCUUGCAGGUCUGUGGCGAUCAGACAAGCUUCUCGCCGACCUACUCUGGGAUGCUCGGAUGGGAGCGCAGGGGCGUCGGCAUACUCGCCCCACAGGGUAUCGCGCGCCGUCGUGGUCUUGGGCGGCCAUCGAAGGACCAGUCCGGUGGAACUUCCCGACCUGGGAAGACGAUUGGGUCGUCGCGCUCGCGGAGAUUGUCGAGUGCCGCGUCACACUCGAAGACGCUGCGCUUCCAUUCGGGCAGGUUACGGGCGGGGCUCUCGUCUUGCGC
Trametes versicolor FP-101664 SS1 is the source of this 1008-nucleotide messenger RNA. Its product is annotated as HET-domain-containing protein. The annotation marks the transcript as partial. NCBI's taxonomy places the organism in Eukaryota, Fungi, Basidiomycota, Agaricomycetes, Polyporales, Polyporaceae. The record is from RefSeq and is a predicted model, not a curated record. The transcript is spliced from 2 exons.